AUGAGUUGCAGGCGAGGUAGCCAAGCAAAGACACCGGGAGGAUCUCGAGGAAGACGCGAGAGAGUAAAAGGAGGACGAGAGGAGGAAGAAGGGAGACAGUACGAGGCAGAGAGGAACGUCCACGAGGUGUGGUGGCAGGCAGUUAGAAAAAUUGAGCCCGAAACGAAGGCUACCUUUACGCAAACGUCCGCUACCGACCCCCAGCCGAACGAGAAAAUUUUGCGAAUUAACGAGGAACCAGCCAGCGUGAACGUUUAUUUAGGGCAAACGAAAUCGUCGACAUUUUGGAACAUCGAAGAGGAUCCUGCGCCUCAAUGGCUGAUCGAAGAAGCUCUUAAUAGAGAUAUUGAGCGAUGGACAAAGGGAGAACCAUCGCCGAACAAGGAAACCGAGUACGAAACAAUCAUAUUGGACCUCGAGGCUCAACUAUCUCGCGCGAAAAAGGACCUCGACGAAGCUCUAACGAUAAAAUCACUCGCAAAAGAAAAAUAUAAAAGAUCUAUGGAAAGUGUGAAGACGGAAGCUCGCAAAGAGAUCGAGAUGUUGCAAGACAAAAUUGUGCGUAUUUGUACGUCCGUUCUGGAAAAUUUCGGUCCUCGCGUGCUGGCCGAGAAGAAUAGAAGCAAUUACCAAGUCAAGCGUGGCAAACAUUUAAAGUGCCACGAGAAGAUUUCGAGUAAACUGUACAAAAAGUUGCGGAUGGCAGUGGCGAAAUCGAAGAAACUGAAACGCGAAUUGACGACGGUAAGGCGGGAGCUGGAAAACAAAUCGAGGAAAUACGAAUCGAUCAGCAAGUGCUUCGACAGGCUGAAACAAGAGACUGAUACUGCCGAGACGAAUUUGAACAAGCUCAUAUCCGAGAACCUCGAGCUCAAAAAGAGUAUGGAGUACACGCGGGAGUGGAUGGAGCACAAUGUGGGAAAGGAUCAUCACGAGAAAACCAACGCCCUACAUUUUCGAGACGCGCAAAGGAGCAGGGAACUAACGAACCUGAAGAAGAAGAGCGAAGAAGACGUUGCAACCAUCGCACAACUGCGUAAUAAGUUACUGCGAUCGGAAUCAGCGAAUGCCAACAAGGGAUUUUUAUUAAACAGUUACAAAAGUCAAUUGUCAGAUCUGAACAAGGAAAAAGGUCAGCUCUUGUCGAAGAUAAGCAGCUUGGAAAACGAGAUCACUGUCGCGAAAAACAACAAUUCGCAACUAAAAGCAAAAGUAUACGUUACUAAUCAAUUGAUUGAUUCGCUCUUAUCGAUUAACCGUGUUUAACAGAUUUCAGUUUUGAACAACGAGAAGUCGAAGACAGACAUUACGGAAAAGAUGGAAAUGCAAUGUGCUAACUGUAAGAGAUGCGAGGAAACGGUGCAGCAAGAAGCUAAUCUCAUCAAAGCUGGCUACGAGAGUACGAUCAAAUCUGUGAAAACGAAAAUGAUCGCUGCAGAAGAUCAGAAUAUUGAAUUCUCGAAAGCUAUAAAGAAUUUUUUGAAGAGAGUUUACGACUAUCGUGACGGUCACGAAACACAAAGAAGUUCAAAAGAGGACGAGGCUAGCGAAAAAGAGGCACAAGAGACUGCGUGUAGUAUUUUAAACAUGUCACCGGAAGAACUGUCCGGCUUUAUCAAUGGGAAAACACCUAAUUCGAUUAACUCUUGGAUACUCGAAUUGAACCGGAUAAUCGGGAAACAUAAUUUCUCCGAGAAUUUAUCGAAGUUCUUAUUCAAAAAGACAAUGAAGAAGAUAAAGACGUAA
This is a messenger RNA of Colletes gigas, 1746 nucleotides long. RefSeq names its product protein MLP1-like. The record is from RefSeq and is a predicted model, not a curated record. NCBI's taxonomy places the organism in Eukaryota, Metazoa, Arthropoda, Insecta, Hymenoptera, Colletidae. The transcript has 10 exons.